Messenger RNA from Ornithorhynchus anatinus (platypus), 1798 nucleotides. It is a transcript of the gene FSHB, whose product is annotated as follicle stimulating hormone subunit beta. The transcript is spliced from 3 exons. Gene Ontology annotation, molecular function: hormone activity. The record is from RefSeq and is a predicted model, not a curated record. Gene Ontology annotation, biological process: G protein-coupled receptor signaling pathway. The coding region runs from base 77 to 466 and encodes 129 amino acids. Gene Ontology annotation, cellular component: cytoplasm; extracellular region. NCBI's taxonomy places the organism in Eukaryota, Metazoa, Chordata, Mammalia, Monotremata, Ornithorhynchidae.
GAUUUUGUAUAAAAGGUGAACUGAGAUUUUGUUCUCUCAACAGAUCAUUUUCCCAGAAAACCCAGGAGGAUUCAGAAUGAAGACGAUUUAUGUGUACGUCCUUGUUCUUUGCUGGAAAGCAAUUUGUUGUAAUAAGUGUGAGUUAUCCAAUGUGACCAUAGCAGUGGAAAAAGAGGAGUGUGGAUUCUGCAUAAAUGUCAAUACCACUUGGUGUGCUGGCUACUGCUUUAACAAGGAUGUAGUCCUCAAGGACCCAGUGAUACUCAGCGGCCAAAGUAUAUGCACUUUCAAGGAGUUUGUGUACGAAACAGUGAAGGUCCCGGGUUGCGCUAACCAGGCUGACUCACUGUAUUCAUAUCCGGUAGCCACUGACUGUUACUGUGGAAAGUGUGAUACCAAAACCACUGACUGCACAGUGCUAGGACUUGGACCAAGCUACUGCUCUUUCAGUGAAAUCAAGGAGUAACACCUACAGAAUGCUUCAGAGAGCUUAACCGAGUGUCCCACUUUAAAGAACCAGGUGUCCCACUUUAGAGAUUUCCAUAUCUUCUCAAGAUCACUGUAAAGUAAGAAGAGAAGGGAUCGAACCAAACCCUGUAAACAUAAUCCAUCCGAUGGGCAAACCAUUGCAAAUAGGUGGACCAUUACAUCCUUCCAACUAGUCAGUGCCCAUUCAAUCAUCUGCUUUAGUUACAACCGCGAGAGUUCCAGAUGUAGGAAGAAAUGGAACAGGGGUUCUGUGUCAGUAGCAGAUAAUCAGGCCCUUGUUAACCGAAUCUGUAGUUCUGACUGAAUUUGAGCUCAGUUCAUAACAAAUUCUGGGGCUUGGAAAACCAAGCUUUGGUUAGGAAGGGGGAGAAGAGCCUACCAUCAGGUCUGAGCCUGUGUAGAGGCAGUAAAAACAGCAGUGGAACCUAUAUGCCCCUCCCCCCCCCAAAAAAAAAACAAACACUCAUGUUGUGUUAUUAAAGGCAGCAAAAAUGAAUGUGCCAGCUACAAUAUUGGGCUUGGGAAGAUCAAUCCUGAACCUACUGCCACCUUAGUUAGUGGAAUUUCCACCUGAGUGGUUGGGUGGAGUGCCAAUUUAGACCUUUGAAAUACAUCAGAGGAAACAGAAGGCAUUUUAUCCAAGGAUACUGAGCCCUUUCCAGAGUUUGGAUAAGUCCAACAAAAACCUCUUGAUUAUUUUCCAAUUUCCCUCUUUCAGAGCAUGAGAUCCCUGCUGUAGAUCUCACAGUCUUAUAUAUACACUGAACUAUACCAUUAUUUUGGUUGGAAUUUGGAAGUGCCCUGGCAGGUAGACACAGUUCGAUUCAGCAUUCAUUCUACCACAUCAUAGAGUGACAUUCAGCUUCCAUACAGAUUAAACUUUCGGGCUACAAUGGCUCUUUUUGGAAGUAGCUGGCACUGAAUAUAAUUGCAUCCGAUUUUCUCGGUUCUGUAUUCUGGGUUUUUACUUCAAUUUACAAUUAUUCAAUUCCGUGAUUGUCAGAAAUACACAUUCAAGUCAUUUUAUGCAUUGGCUGCCUUUUAGGAUAUUAUCACAGAAGUUAAUUUGGAUCCUUAGUUUAGCCUCAGCACUGGACUUAUUUAUUUUAAAUUAAAGCUAUUCAUAUCUACCAAACACAUUGCUUUAAAUGUUUCCUUUCAUCUGAGGUAUUUACGAAAGACAAUGCAGUAAUAUGAAUAUUUUUACUCUGUCAGUAAGAAAUUAGAUACAAAUGUAUUCACAAUGCCUCUGUAAAUAUGGGUUGGGCUCGCCUGGCCCAUUGGAAAUAUUAAAAAGGAUUUUGCUGCA